This is a messenger RNA of Daldinia decipiens, 1776 nucleotides long. RefSeq names its product FAD-binding domain-containing protein. Lineage: Eukaryota; Fungi; Ascomycota; Sordariomycetes; Xylariales; Hypoxylaceae. Gene Ontology annotation, biological process: steroid metabolic process. The transcript has a single exon. Gene Ontology annotation, molecular function: FAD binding; Delta24(24-1) sterol reductase activity. Gene Ontology annotation, cellular component: membrane; cytoplasm. Bases 155 to 1684 code for a protein of 509 amino acids. The record is from RefSeq and is a predicted model, not a curated record.
AUGUAACAAGGGUUCUUAACGGUUGCCCGCCAACUGUUCGCAUCCGACAACCGUCUAAGCCUCCUUCACUUAUUAUUGUUUUCGCAUUCCAACGCGAUCAUUAUUGGAACAAUAUAAAGCAGAUAUUGCUUUAUACAUAAAUAUAUCAAUAAUAAUGGACGCUCACAAUAACGCAGUAGCAUCCAUAUCCAAGAGGUUACAGAAGUUCUACCUGCAACGCCAACCCUUCCGAGUCUAUCAUGGCUCUACCAACAGCACUCGUACCUCAGAGAAGAACAGUGACAACACAGUAGACACCAGCAGACUUAACCAUGUUCUGGGCGUUGACAAGGCUACUAAAACAGCGCUGGUAGAACCUAAUGUCUCUAUGGAUAGUCUUCUCGACGCGACCAGAAGCGCCGGGCUGGUCCCACUAGUUGUUAUGGAGUUUCCGGGUAUUACCGUUGGCGGCGGGUUCAGCGGCUCGGCCGGCGAGAGCAGCUCAUGGCGUCAUGGACCUUUCGAUUCAACUAUCAACUGGAUUGAGAUAGUCUUGCCUAACGGAGAAGUCGUGUGCGCAUCCAAGUCCGAGAAAUCCGACCUCUUCUGGGGUGCGGCAUCUGGCUUCGGAACCGUCGGAAUCGUCACCCUCUUAGAGGUCCAGCUGAGAGAUGCCAAGGGCUUCGUAGAGUUGACACACUAUCACACAGCAAGCUUCUCGGAUGUUCGCAAAAAGAUACAAGAUGAGCUUGCGAACCCUGCUGUGGAGUUCCUCGAUGCUAUUGUCUUUUCGCCAAAGUCAGCUGUGGUUUGUUCCGGUCGCCUAGUCAAUACUAUACCUAUAGGCUCCAAGCCCCGGCGAUACUUGCGCCGGCAAGAUCCAUGGUUCUACCUAGAUGUCCAGAAGAGGGCCGAGCUGGCGAAGAAACCGGUUGUCGAUUAUGUUCCGCUAAUCGAUUACCUGUUUCGAUGGGAUCGCGGCGGCUUCUGGGUGGCCAGACACGCCUACAAGUACUUCUUCACGCCCUUCAACCGAAUAACGCGCUACUUAUUAGACAACUAUAUGCAUGCCCGCGUGAUGUACCAUGCUCUACACAAGAGCCGCCUGUCGGAUACUUAUAUAAUACAAGACGUCGGUGUGCCUUUCGAUGACGCUGAUGGCUUCUUCAACUGGGUAGACCAGACUUUCAACAUCUAUCCAAUCUGGCUGUGUCCGUUACGUCUACGACGCGACACGCCCGAUGCGGCACAUGGACUACAUGCGAAUUUUGCCGACCCGAAUUAUCCCGAGUUCAUGCUUAACUUUGGCAUUUGGGGGCCCGGUCCUACCGACUACCAAAAGCUGGUACACCUUAACCGUGCAAUCGAGCAAAAAGUCCACGAGCUAGGCGGUAACAAGACGUUGUAUGCCCAAGCCUACUACACCGAGGAAGAAUUCUGGAAAUCUUACGAUCGGCCUGCUUAUGAUGAUGUGCGCGAGAAGUAUCAUGCAUCUCAUUUGCCAAGCGUGUAUGAUAAGGUUAAAGUUGACGAGGACGCAAAGAGGAAGGCCAUGGAGGGCUCGAGGAUGCCGGUGGUUCUCCGCAAUGUGAGGCCGUUUCAAGGCUUGUAUGGUGUGUAUAAAGCAUGGCGCGGCGGCGAUUACAUACUGCAGACGAAGAAGACGUCGGCUUUAACUGUAAAACCGUCGAAACGAGAUUCUUAAUUCAUAAUGUGCCUACAUUAGGCGUGGCACGACUAGGUGGCACUCGUAUUCUACGGCACUGUAUCAUCACAAACAUUAAUUGAACCAUUGGC